AUGGAGAGAGAAGGCACUUCAAAUUUUCAUUUUCCUCCGGGUUUUAGGUUCCAUCCAUCUGAUGAGGAGCUCAUUAUUCAUUACUUACAAAACAAAGUGACUUCACGUCCACUCCCAGCAUUUGUAAUUGCUGAAAUAGAUCUGUAUAGAUAUAAUCCAUGGGAGCUACCCAAGAAAGCUUUGUUUGGAGAAGAUGAAUGGUAUUUCUUCAGUCCACGAGACAGAAAGUACCCAAAUGGAGAAAGACCAAACAGAGCAGCAGCUUCAGGUUAUUGGAAGGCUACCGGUACCGAUAAACCUAUACUCACUUCUUCUGGAACAAAGAACAUUGGAGUCAAGAAAGCACUUGUCUUUUACAUAGGUAGACCCCCCAAGGGAGUUAAGACAGAGUGGAUUAUGAACGAGUACAGACUGUUGGACAGGAUGAUUAAGCCCUCAAGAUUAAAAGGGUCCAUGAGAUUGGAUGAUUGGGUGCUAUGUCGGGUUCGGAAAAAAGGCAACAUGUCAAUGAACACAUUAGAAGUUAAAGACAGCUGCAGCACAGAAUUGAUGAGGUUCUCACCGGCAAAUGCGAAGAUGCAACCUACAUUUACACACUGUAGAACCGACAUGAUAACAGAUUGUCUAAACCAAGAUUGCCAAGUAUUAGCUUUGAUACUUGCUGGACAUGAUUUAUCUCCUAUCGAGACGAAUUCAACUGCCACAUUCAAAGAAGGUUCUGACAAAGUGAAUUUGCCUUUGUUAGUUCCAUCCUUGGGCACUUGUUUCACCCCACAGAAAAGAAAACUUGGUUUCGGAAAUAGGCAAGAGUAUCUCAUUCCAUCUGACAAGCCGAACAAUGACGAAACAAAUGAGGAAUUUCUGCCUAUGAAGAUGCUUCCCAAAAAGGAUUUGAACUACUGCAGCCAAAACCAAUCUCAACGCGGGAUCUACAACGUCCAUCCAACAGAUUCCAUUAUUGAAUUCCAUGAACUUAAUAGUUUGUCUUCACAUAUAUAUGCUUAAGGUAAUGAACACUUCAAAAAGGCCUUGAUUCAUCGCUGAAUUGAUGCCAUCAGGAACCUAAAUUUCAGAUUAUGUACUAAAAAAAAUGUAGAUACAGGCACAUGGAAGGGGCUCACCAUAUCGGUUGCUGGCAAUGUGUAAAUCUAUCAGCAGACUAUGUAUUAUGUGCUGUUUUGUGAUGUGAAGGUGAAUAUAUUUAGUAGUGGUAUAUUUUUGAGCUUUCUGACUUGAAACUGCAGUGAAAUUGACUAAUAUUAUUGCUACAAAUAGAAAGUGCCCCCUAGAAAGUAAAACACACUGAAAUGUAAAAAGAUACAUUUUUUGGUAUACCAAGCAAUGCUACAAAGCAAUGACAUAUUAUUGAAGGACUAAAAGAUCAAGUCCUGUUACAGUAACAUAAACAAUUUAGCAGUCAAUAAAAGAAUCUGAUUCAAAUAGUUUCCAGAGGGCAGUACAAUACAUGAAUAACAGAAUGCAUGCUAAAUCAAUACAUGAAAACCCCCGAGUGAUGAAGAAUUUUGUACCAUACACCAUUGUGAUCAAAGAAACUGUGGCAGAAGCCUCUAAAAUCAAUUCAUUGAAGUAUACUGCAACAGCGAAAGGUCUCAUUAGAAAAUUUUCUGAGUACAAAGCACAGCAAACUAAAAGAUGAUCAACAACUAAUAUAUACAAUUCUCAGUUUUAUCAGCUUCUAGAAUUAUUAAGUAGAUCUACAAUGAAGCAAG
Molecule: messenger RNA, 1730 nt
Organism: Durio zibethinus
Lineage: Eukaryota; Viridiplantae; Streptophyta; Magnoliopsida; Malvales; Malvaceae
Source: RefSeq, a predicted model, not a curated record